ACGAAUGGCCUUUGUUGUGUGAAGCUGCGCUACACGUGAGCGCGAUGUUGUCCUAGAGAAAUUGAUUUUAUCACUUAGAUUCCAUCUGUAGCGCUCUGCUUAGUUAUCGUGCAGCACAUUUGGCAACUCCCUCGCGUUCUGUGAUCGCGCGCGAUUUGAUCUCCCGCAAGAGUGCAACGAAAGCGCGGUGAAAUGUUCCUGGAGCAGCUGAAGGCAGUGUCCCUGCUGCUGUGGCUCCUGGUGCCCUGCCUUGGGGCCUCAGAGGGCGUAGACAAGACGGGGAAGCUGGUGUUUGCCCAUGUGAUGUACCGUCACGGCGACCGGACGCCCAUCAAUCCCUACCCCAACGAUCCCUACAGGACGCCCUCGGCCUGGGACGGCGUGGACUGGGGCCAGCUGACCAAUGAGGGCAAAAGGCAGCACUUCGAGCUGGGAAAGUGGCUGAGGAAUCGCUACAGCGAGCUCGUGGGGGAACUCUAUGAUCGCAAUGAGAUCUACGUGCGCUCCACAGACGUCGAGCGUACGCUGCAGAGCGCCCUGUCCAAUCUGGCGGGCUUCUAUCCGCCGGCCGGACGCGACGUGUGGCAGGAGGAACUCGGCUGGCAGCCCAUUCCCGUGCACACGAUGCCAGAGAGCAUGGACGCGUUGCUGGCGAGCAAGAAGGCGUGCCCGGCGUACGAGUAUGCGCUGAAGAAGAAGCGCCGGUCGGAGGAGUACAAGGAACUGAACAGGAAGUACAAGGAGCUGUACGAUUACCUCUCGCUGAACAGCGGCAAGAAGGUCAACAGUCUGGAGGGUGUUCAGAUGCUCUACAGCUGCAUGUUCAUCGAGGCGCUGCACAACAAGACGCUGCCCGAUUGGGCGCAGAGCGUCUUCCCAGGCGACAUGGAGUGGAUCUCGGCCAAGUCCUUCUCCACGUACUGCAGCACGCCGCAGCUGGCGCGUCUCAAGUCGGGACCCAUUCUCAAGGAGAUGCUCGAGCGCUUCGUGAACAAGACGGAAGGAACGCUGAAGCCCGAUCGCUCGCUGUGGAUCUACUCUGCUCACGACGUCACCGUGGGGAAUCUGCUCAACAUCCUUGGACUCUUCGACCCGCCUCACAAUCCGCCGUUCGCCGCGUGCGUGAUGCUGGAGCUGCGCCUGUUCGAUGGCAAGCCCUUCGUGUCCGUGUUCUACAAGAACACCACGGCUGAGCCUGAGGCCAUGGACAUUCCGCGGUGCGGGAAAUCGUGUCCGCUGGAGAAGAUGUUCCUGCUGUACGCUGACUUGCUGCCCGACGACUGGGAGUCGGAGUGCAAACUGCCACUGAUGACCAUGAGCUACGAAGAGGUCGAUCUAUCAUCGCCAUCGUCUUCGAGCUCUGAUGAAAGCAGUCAGAGUGUCUGGGAUUUCUUUGAUGCUGACCAAUUCCACUCAAACGAAGAGCUUUAAGAGAGUGAACAUGAACCAAAACCACCAAUUUCAAAUCACGUAGAGCUGUGCGAAAUGUAUACUUAACUACAUUUUACGUAGAGAUUUUUAAUUAAAAGUGCCUGCUGGAUAUUCUAAGCUGUUUUCCUUAUCACUCUGAUAUUUGCAGAACUAUUCCUAUUAUUUCUCAUUAAUCUUGUGACUAAUCACUUUCCAUUCUGACUAACAAACGCACGCU
Molecule: messenger RNA, 1648 nt
Organism: Phlebotomus argentipes
Lineage: Eukaryota; Metazoa; Arthropoda; Insecta; Diptera; Psychodidae
Gene: Acph-1
Product: prostatic acid phosphatase
Exons: 5
Coding region: 193-1431 (412 amino acids)
Biological process (GO): dephosphorylation
Molecular function (GO): phosphatase activity
Source: RefSeq, a predicted model, not a curated record